This is a messenger RNA of Penicillium manginii, 441 nucleotides long. RefSeq lists its product as uncharacterized. Bases 1 to 441 code for a protein of 146 amino acids. The transcript has 2 exons. The record is from RefSeq and is a predicted model, not a curated record. Lineage: Eukaryota; Fungi; Ascomycota; Eurotiomycetes; Eurotiales; Aspergillaceae.
AUGUCAUCCAUCUUUUGCUGCUCUUCUCCUUCUCCUUACCGACCGGCUUAUCUAUCACACGAAGCCAAGUUUGACCCUUUCAUUAUUUGGGCCAAAGGAUCUGAAUCAUCCCCCUCUGCCGAUUCAGCCUCUUUCUUCCAGGACCCUAAUAACCUGCCACCUUACGCGGUACAGUUUGUUCGGCAAGUCAAUUUCGGUGCUAUCGAGGCCAAAAGAUACUUCAUUCCUCAUUGCAAAGCAGGUGGCAGUCAGAUUGAGUUCGUGGAAAUUACCGAGCAAGAUUUGAUCACUGGGAACUUCCAGAAACUCAAUUCGUACAAAAACUUCAAAUGCACAACGCACAACAAGUUCUUCGAAGUCAAUCUGUACCAAAAGAACCCGGUCAAUCAGCACCAUUGGAGAUUGAAUAUUGCUCGUCCAGCUAGCGAGAUUGAUCUUUGA